Pararge aegeria (speckled wood butterfly) is the source of this 2861-nucleotide messenger RNA. It is a transcript of the gene Coq9, whose product is annotated as glomulin-like. The record is from RefSeq and is a predicted model, not a curated record. The transcript is spliced from 7 exons. Gene Ontology annotation, cellular component: cytoplasm. Bases 258 to 2780 code for a protein of 840 amino acids. Gene Ontology annotation, biological process: ubiquinone biosynthetic process. Lineage: Eukaryota; Metazoa; Arthropoda; Insecta; Lepidoptera; Nymphalidae. Gene Ontology annotation, molecular function: lipid binding; ubiquitin-protein transferase inhibitor activity.
UCAACCUUUCAUUUGCACAAGAAUUUGCAAUUUUUUCCGAAAACAUUUCACUACGGAUAUUUUAAUUAAUUACUGUGGUGUUUGUGUAAUAAACUGUAUUUCUAAGGGCCUAAGUCAAUUUAAAAUAUCAGUUAUCCUUUUAAGCCUAUAAAGAGACCAUAAUUGAUAUUGAUUAAAUUUUGCAAUGAAUAAGUUACCGAGGGCUGUUUAUUAGAUCAAAAAGUUCGGAAUUACAAGCUUUCUUUCCACUCUCCAUAAUGGAUCAAACAGUAGAUGUUGUGGAUUUAAUUUCUUCAUUACUGGAUUCUGGCAAAUACAAAGAAGCGCUUAGUGUGCCCAUUGAAGAGAAAUAUGCUGAAAGUUUCAAAGAUAACUGUUGGGACUUGAUAUCAGUUACUGUAGGCAAGAUUGAAAAUGACACAAUAAUCAUCAAACCUUCACUUUACAAUGCCUGUGAAGAGUUGUUAACUAUAAUUGUGCAGUCCGCCCCUCCAGAAGGAGCUCUUUUAGAAUUUAUUGAACAAAUAGAAGUGGCUAAGAACGAUGCACAAUUUGCAAUUAUAUUAGAACCACUACAACAACUUCUGCUUAAAUUGUCUGUAAAACGAGGCAGGUCUCUAGAAUGGUGUCUCAACUCAAUAACCACAUAUAUAGAUGCUAUACCAAUCCCUGAACAUAAAUUAGAAGGGCAAGAACGUCUAUUGCUGGAUUCUGAUAUUAAUAUCAGAAGAAUUAUCAAAGUUUAUUCUUUGUUACCAAGAUUUUACAGACCUUUUGUAAGAGAAAUGAUUGCACCUGAUGCAAAUGUUAAAACAAAAGAACUUAUAUCUGCAUUUUUAAUAAGUUUGCUUGGCAAGCCUUUAAUUUAUGUAGAUUUAGACCCUUAUUCAAACUUAAACAGUGAAGCUAGGCUAUGUUGUGUUGAUAUUAUUGAGGAUAUUAGCAAAUUAUUAAAAAAUGUGAUGAAGCUUUUGCCUUAUGUGGAGUUACAUGAGAAGCUAAAUAGCAAAAAAAAGUCUAAAGCUAUUGCUAACAAUGAAGAAGAGUUACCACCAUUUGAAAACAAUGAAAAAACCAAUCUUACUACAUUAUCAGGACUAUACUAUUCAUUCUUUUCUGGACAUUUUGAUGUACCAAACUUUGCACUUCCACUUGUAUACUCCAAUGAAUAUGUUGUUCACACAGUUUUACUUUGUGUUAUUCAUUUACUGAGCUUUGAUCAAUACGGUCCUCUUACAAAGGGUGUAUCUUUAUGCAAAGAAAUUUUUAAAAAGUACCCUAAGAACAUUUCGUAUAAAAUGCUUACAUUACCAGUCCAUUACAAUUUAUGCAGAAGCUUAAUACAUGUUUCCAUAUAUAGCGGUUACAAGUCAAUCCGCAAAGAUUCUGUUAAAAUUUUAAGUGAUCAUGUUAACAAGUUUGAAUAUAAGGGCAGACAUUUAAUUAUUAAAUACAUGUUAAGUGUUGCUAAUCAUUCUGGUAUAAUAGGCUAUGCUAUCACAUUGUAUAAAAAUUCAUUAAAUGAAGCUUUUAAAGAAGCUCAAUUGCCUGAUUGUUUUACUGGUACAGAAAUGAGGGAUAUGAUUAAUAAAAUAUGUUAUUUGCCACAUGGUGCAGAAUCUGAUCUUGUGGAACUUGCUGAUCAAAUAAUAGCUGCAUUAAAUUUUCUACGUUACCUUGCAUUGAAAGAUGUUGGUAACAAGACUGGAAUCAAGGAGUGCUUUUCAGUGAUUGAAUCAGAUUAUUUGGAAAAGUUGAGGACAGGUUUAAAUAUGUCCAAAGCUCAUUAUGAAGUAAAAUUAAAGGAUAUUGAAGAGGCACAGAAAUCUAAAAAGCCAAAUGAAGAAGUGGAGGUUUCUAUAAAUGUAGCAGGAAAUAUGUUAGAAAAUAUACCUACUGAGAGCAAAAAGGAAAUUUUACAUUCAGGAUUGAAUGCAUUUCAUUUGGUAGAAUGUUUGAUUGCAAGGUUAUCUGAAUCCCUAAGGAAUGGUCGUAGAUUAUUUAUGCCGCUUACGAGUAUGGCGAUCAAUGAUGUCACACACAAAGUACUGCGAAGCUAUUGUCAAGGAGUAAGGAAAGAAGUUGUGGUACCAGCUACUUUUGAUCAGGAGGAUCAUCAAUAUGAAGAAGAUGUGAAAAAACGUAUUUUAUCCAAAGCCCUAGAGUUUGUUACAAAAAGUGGUUGGUCAGUUGACUCUCUAGCUCAAGGAGCUGAGGCUGCUGGGUACCCUGGUGUUAGUCAUGGCUUAUUCCCGAACGGAGGGGGUGAUCUUGUGCACUACUUUAAUGUAACGUGCAAUGAAAAGCUUGUUGAGGAAAUGAAAUCCUGGCCAAAAGAGGAGCUGAAAGAAUCAAAAGUACCUGCACAACAAAUAGAAAAUGCAAUAAUGACGAGAUUAUUAAUGAUUGAACCAUACAAGAGUACCUGGGCUAAGGCAAUGGCGAUACAAACUCUUCCUAAUAAUGUUCCAAAUUGUUUAGCAACACUCCUCUCUUUAGUUGACGAUAUUUGCUAUCAUACGGGUGAUCGCAGUGUUGAUUUCAACUGGUAUAUUCGGCGAGUUGGUUUGGCUGGAAUUUACAAAGCGUCUGAAUUAUUCUAUUUGACGGACAAUAGUCAAAGCAGUAGUGCGACUAGAAGUUUUGUUAAAUCACGUAUACGUGAUGCAGAAUUGAUUCAAAUAGCCCUCAACAUGAAUCCUGUUUCUGUUGCGCCACAAACUUUAACGGCAGCAUUUGUUACGGCAAAAAAUAUGCUGGGAAUAAACAGUUUGAAGUAAUGUUCAAGAUGCUUUAGAAGAAAAAUAGUUGCAGUAUUCUAAUAUUUUUGAUUAUUAUUAAAUAAAAUAGUUUGUUUUUAA